Molecule: messenger RNA, 5268 nt
Organism: Salvelinus fontinalis (brook trout)
Lineage: Eukaryota; Metazoa; Chordata; Actinopteri; Salmoniformes; Salmonidae
Product: trafficking regulator of GLUT4 1-like
Exons: 3
Coding region: 311-835 (174 amino acids)
Cellular component (GO): membrane
Source: RefSeq, a predicted model, not a curated record
UGAAGACUGGAGACCCGGGUGGAACUAGAGAUACAUCAAUUUCAUCACGCGUACAUUGGACAUAUUGGCAAGAUUCAAUUGCUUGUUUUUUUUAGUGUACCAUUCAAUAACUUUGUAUUGAUAUUAGAUAUGUUAUUUUAUCAUAUCUAAUCAAAUGAAUGUGUUCAAACGACUGUUAAUGCUGAUGACGACCGCCCAAAUGAGAGUUACUCAUCUGACACCCUGAUUUCAUCAAAGAAAAGCUCCUACAACGUUUAAUUCAGAAAGUGAUUUCCGACGCUUGUCUUGUCUAGAAAUUUGUAUCUAUAGAAUGGCUAUCAACACGGAUGCCGCGUUUGGUAAAAGGGCCAUGGGGGAGAGGGAAGUCUCACAUCCCACCGACUUCCAAGACACAGAGAAACUCCUGAGCGCCGUGACCACCGGGGAAAGCAACCUCAAACCGUGUGACACAUCUCUCAACUUGAGAAGCAGCAUCCAUUCCCUGAAUACCGAGCAGAACGGACACCAAUCGCCAGUAAGGUCAUGCUCCGCGCCCGUGUCCCAGCUGAGCUUCGGACCCCCCCUCCUGCUCCGCCGCUCCCAGGUGCCACCCGGUUCAGAGCCGCCGAGCUACCUGUGGCUUGCGGUGUUGUCGUGCUUUUGUCUUGCUGUGCCGGUGAACAUGUUCGCGCUGUGGUAUGCUCACAUGUCGCAGUCUGUUCUCCAGACCGGGGAUGUAGACGGAGCUAAGAGGCUGGGUCGUGUCUCUCUGCUGCUCAGCUGUAUCUCCAUGUUCCUGGGUGUGGCCGUCAUCAUCUUCAUAGUGGUCACGGGAGACAUCCUCAGAUUAAAAUAAAUGAGCAUUGAGUAGAGGUGGAACGAGCUUAAUACCAAAGAAAAACAACACUGAAAACAGAAGUCAUGAAUGAAUUCAAGGCAAACCAAAGAAUAGAAGCCAUCACUUACAUUUUGCGAGAAUCUGCUCUGUUAUGAACCAAAACCCAAAGGGAGGAAAGUAGAAUGAGUGAAAUAUCUUUGACUCUAAGCAAGGCUACUCUGGAACAACAGGAAGAACUCUAUGAUCAAAAAAUGUAACAGUACUACCGUAAUCUAUUCACACGCAUUACAAAUGUAUUUCAUAACCUAGGUACCAUAUACCAGUGUGCUUCCAUGUACUUUUUCUAAAGAGUAUAAAAAAGUCUCAACUGCUGCUGAGGUUCACAAUGGACUGUCAUGGCCGUCAUUCCUCCAGUGUCUCUUAGGCUGCAUCUCAAAUGGCACCCUAUUCCCUAUAAAGUGCACUACUUUAGACCUGGGCCCAUCAAGCCCAUAGAGCUCUGGUCAAAAUUAGUGUACACAGUGCCUUGCAAAAGUAUUCAUUCCCCUUGGCAUUUUUCCUAUAUAGUUGCAUUACAACCUGUAGUUUAAAUGUAUUUUUAUUUGGAUUUCAUGUAAUGGACAUACACAAAAUAGUCCAAAUUGGUGAAGUAAAAUGAAAAAAAGUACCUGUUUAAAAAAAUUCAAAAACAAACGGAAAAGUGGUGCGUGCAUAUGUAUUCACCCCAUUUGCUAUGAAGCCCCUAAAUAAGAUCUGGUGCAACCAAUUACCUUCAGAGGUCACAUAAUUAGUAAAAUAAAGUCCACCUGUGUGCAAUCUAAGUGUCACAUGAUCUGUCACAUGAUCUCAGUAUAUAUACACCUGUUCUAAAAGUCCCCAGAAUCUGCAACACCACCAAGCAAGUGGCAUCAUGAAGACCAAGGAGCUCUCCAAACAUAUCAGGGACAAAGUUGUGAAGAAGUACAGAUCAGGGUUGGGUUAAAAAAAAAUAUUUGAAACUUUGAACAUCCCACAGAGCACCGUUAAAUCCAUUAUAAAAAAAUGGAAAGAAUUUGGCACCACAACAAACCUGCCAAAAGAGGGCCACCCACGAAAACUCACGGACCAGGGAACGAGGGCAUUAAUCAGAGAGGCAACCAAAGAGCUGCAAAGCUCCACAGCAGAGAUUGGAGUAUCUGUCCAUAGGAUUACUUUAAGCAGUACACUCCACAGAGCUGGGCUUUAUGAAAAAGUGUCCAGAAAAAAACUAUCAAACACAUUUGGUGUUCGCCAAAAGGCAUGUGGGAGACUCACCAAUCAUAUGGAAGAAGUCUCAGAUGAGACUAAAAGUGUGCUUUUUGGCUAUCAUGGAAAACGCUAUGUCUGGCGCAAACCCAACACCUUUCAUUACCCCGAGAACACCAUCCCCACAGUGAAGCAUGGUGGUGGCAGCAUCAUGCUGUGGAGAUGUUUUUCAUUGGCAGGGACUGGGAAACUGGUCAGAAUUUUAAGGAAUGAUGGAUGGCGCUAAAUACAGGGAAAUUCUUGAGGGAAACCUGUUUCAGUCUUCCAGAGAUUUGAGACUGGGAUUGAGGUUCACCUUCCAGCAGGACAAUGACCCUAAGCAUAUUGCUAAAGCAGCACUCUAGUGGUUUAAGGGGAAACAUUUAAAUGUCUUGGAAUAGCCUAGUCAAAGCCCAGACCUCAAUCCAAUUGAGAAUCUGUUGUAUGACUUAAAAAUUGCUGUACACCAGCGGAACCCAUCCAACUUGAAAUCCGAGUGGCUAGAUGUGCCAAGCUUAAAGAGACUUGCAGUUGUAAUUGCUGCAAAAGGUGUCUCAACAAAUUUACUUUGGGUGGGUGAAUAGUUAUGCACGCUCAAGUUCAGGUUUUUUGUCUUCUUCUUGUUUGUUUCAACCCAAAAAUAUUUUGCAUCUUCAAAGUGGUAGGCAUGUUGUGUAAAUCAAAUGAACCAACCCCCCCCAAAAAAUACAUUUUAAUUCCAGGUUGUAAGGCAACAAAAUAGGAAAAAUGCCAAGGGGGAUGAAUACUUUCGCAAGCCACUGUAUAGGGAAUAAGGUGACAUUAGGAAAGCAUCCGUCGAGGACUAGCUAUGACUGAUGGCAUGAGAAUAGAUGGGGCAGUUUUGUUAAGUGUGUUUUCAUUUAUUUGUUUGAUUCCUGUGGUGUUUCCCAGAACUAAGAAUAUAUAAAUAGCUUUUCUAACUCUUCAUGGUGAGGAUUGCUGGGUUGUUAUUGUUCAGUAAAAAAAAUAUCCAGUCAUCUUGCACUACUAUGCUUGCAUAUCACAAUACCUUUCCUUUAGUCCUAGAUCCAGGACCAAGCUAUGAUAAUCUUAAGGCUAGGUGUCCUGCUAGCGGGACAACUUCCUGUGAAACUGGAGGGAGCGCAAUUCAAAUAAAUAAUCAUAAAAAUUGUGGAUAUUAAACAUUUAGGUAAAUAUAAGUGUCUUAUAUCGGUUGAAAGCUUAAAUUCUUGUUAAUCUAACUGCACCGUUGGAUUUACAUGAGCUAUUCCAGCGAAAACAUGCCAUGCAAUUGUUUGUGGAUGGCGCCACACAUCAAAAUAUUUUACCACCGGCACAGGUUUCAUAAAUUCACAAAUAGCGAUUAAAUAUUCACUUACUUUUUGAAAAUAAUCCUCUGGUUUGUCAUCCAAAGGGUCCCAGCUAUAACAUGUAGUGUCGUUAUAUCCCAAAAAGUCCGUUUAGUUGGCGCCAUCGAUUUGCGUAAUCCACUCGUUCAACUUGCACAGAAAGGAAACCGAAAAUCUACCCCUAAACUUGGUUUCAACAAGUCAAAAUACAUUUCUAUUUACUCCUCAGAUACCAUAAAAUGUAAUCAAGCGAUAAAGAAGCAUGUUCAAUAGGAAACCGAUUUUAGCACGUGCGCCCUGUCUUCAUGGGCGAGCGCCAACACAAAUUUCCAAGACUGUGUCCCCGUAAUAAAACUGAUAUUUCUUGUAAGUUUUGGAAGUUACAAGCCUGAAACCUUGAACAUAGACUGCUGACACCCUGUGGAAACCAUAGGAAUCGCAUCCUGGGAUCUAAUUUCCAGUAUGUCCUUAUACUUGCAAUUGUAAGAGCAUGGUCGCUCUCUCAAAAAAGGGUUUUCUUUGGAUUUUCGCCUACCAUAUCUAUUGUGUUAUAUUCUCCUACAUUAUUUCUUUCCAAUUUACCAAUUAUAUAAAUAUCCUGGCUUUAGAGCCUGAGCAACAGGCAGUUUGUUUACUUUGGGCACAUCAUUCAAGCGGAAAUUGAGAACAAAGGGGCCUAGCCCUAAGUUAAAGGCCCAGUGCAGUUAAAAUUAAGUUUUCCCUGUGUUUUGUAUAAUACUGUACAACAACUGAAGAAACUAACACUGUAAAAGUGUGCAAAAUUUUGAUAAGUGUUAUUCAUAAUAGUUGCUGGUUGAAAAUACAAUUUUCACAGGGCCUUCUAAUCAAAAGGUUUGAAUUGGCUGGAAUUUCGGCUUACCAUGGUGACAUCACCAUGUGGUAAAUUUGUUAAGACCAAAAACAAAAAGAGUUCCAAACCUCUCUGCCAAAACCAGCUAGUUUUCACUUUUCCCUUCCCCACUCAGACCUCUCGUAACAGUCCUAUAAUUUGUGUUCUCCCAUAAAAAGCAAUUAACGCCAAAUUGAAUGGAAAUCUAUUACAGUAAGGCACUUAAUUGUUACCCAGAAAUGAUUUGAUUUUGAUAUAGAAACAGCUGCACUGGGCCUUUAAAACACCUUAAGAGUUGAAAUCUCUGUUGUAUUGAGACAAUGAUACUAAAUAUGUAACGGCUACCAUGUUUAAUACUACUACACCAUUCCUCUGUAUCCACUCUGCACUCUGUCUAGACAUUUAUUUGAAUGGUUUUCUAUGCCAUAUUUUUGCACGUCUGAAAUAAACUUGAAUAAGCAUGGGGAACUGGUGUGUGAGCUUGUCAACGGAAAACCUCCCUCCACACACAUUAACACGUGUGUUCCAAUGAGGCCCAAAAAUACAUUUUUACAAUUAGAUUUUUCAAUUUUUACAUUCAAUAUUCAAAAUGAAUAUUGAACUCAACUUAAACAGUAUUCCAGAUAAAAUGAUGAUUAUCAUAGUUAUCAUGUCAUUUAAGCUUUGCUCUCUUUGGAGUGGUACCAACAUGGCAGAUCGAGAGCUUGGGACCAUAAGGUUAUAUCUGCAUAAAUAUGAUUCUGAGACAAUUGGUGUCAACGAUUUUUAUCUUGUAUUAUUUUGAACUUAAUAGCAUGAAUUGGGUAUUUAAGGUACUAUAAAGGUUAAAUACAUUAUUUUUUUUUUUUAAAACAAGGCUAUUUCAAUAACUCCAUUUUGACAGAAAAUUCUAGAUACAGUGCCUUCAGAAAGUAUUCACACCCCUUGACGUUUUCUAAAAUAAAAAUCACAGCCUUAAUUUGAAAUGUAUUGAAUGUAGAUUGUUUUGGACACAGGCCUACAAACAA